Molecule: messenger RNA, 936 nt
Organism: Chrysochloris asiatica (Cape golden mole)
Lineage: Eukaryota; Metazoa; Chordata; Mammalia; Afrosoricida; Chrysochloridae
Product: olfactory receptor 12-like
Exons: 1
Coding region: 1-936 (311 amino acids)
Biological process (GO): G protein-coupled receptor signaling pathway; sensory perception of smell
Cellular component (GO): membrane
Molecular function (GO): odorant binding; olfactory receptor activity; G protein-coupled receptor activity
Source: RefSeq, a predicted model, not a curated record
AUGAGUUGGGAGCUGACUAGGAAUUACUCAGAGGUGACUGAGUUUAUUUUACUGGGAUUCAGAACCCCUCCAGAGCUACAGAUACUCUUAUUUUUUAUAUUCUUGCUAAUCUACAUGAUCACUGUGGUCGGAAAUAUCAGUAUGAUAAUUAUCAUUAAAGUGGACUCCAGACUUCACACUCCUAUGUAUUUCUUCCUCAGAAACUUGUCCUAUUUAGAUCUCUGCUACUCCACAGUCAUUACUCCCAAAACUUUAACAAACUUCUUGUCUAAUGAAAAGAAAAUUUCUUAUAAUGGCUGUGCUGCCCAAUUUUUUUUUUUUGCCCUCUUUGUCACCACAGAAGGCUUUCUUCUGGCUGUGAUGGCAUUUGAUCGAUUCUCAGCCAUUUGCUCACCUCUUCUUUACCCUAUGCACAUGUCCCAGAAGGUCUGUGUUCAGUUGGUAAGUGGUUCAUAUAUCUGUGGAGGCAUCAACUCCAUAGUUCAAACAAGUUUCACUUUCAGUUUGCAUUUCUGUGGUGAAAACAGACUGGACCACUUUUUCUGUGAUGUCCCAGCCCUGAUUGAGAUUUCAUGUGUUGACACUUAUGUAAAUGAAAUUGUUCUCUUUAUUUUCUCAUCUCUCAUUAUUAUUGUGACCACAAUGGUCAUUCUGAUAUCCUAUAUUUAUAUCCUCUCUACUGUCCUAAAGAUCCCCUCCACACAGGGCAGGAGUAAGACCUUCUCUACCUGUGGUUCCCAUAUAGCUGUGGUGAGUUUAUUCUAUGGGACCGUGUUCUUUAUGUAUGCUCAACCUGGGGCCAUCUCCUCUCCCCAGCAAAACAAGAUCAUUGCUGUGUUCUACACACUUAUAAUACCAAUGCUCAAUCCUCUAAUAUAUAGUCUGAGAAACAGAGAUGUGAAAGAUGCUGUGAAAAAAAUACUAUACAGGAAAUGA